This is a messenger RNA of Nomascus leucogenys (northern white-cheeked gibbon), 4133 nucleotides long. RefSeq names its product VANGL planar cell polarity protein 1 (gene VANGL1). NCBI's taxonomy places the organism in Eukaryota, Metazoa, Chordata, Mammalia, Primates, Hylobatidae. Gene Ontology annotation, cellular component: plasma membrane. Gene Ontology annotation, biological process: multicellular organism development. The record is from RefSeq and is a predicted model, not a curated record.
AGUGCAGCGGCGGCGGCGGCGGGGCUCUGCCUCUCCAGGAGCCCAGGCGCAGGCCGCAGAGCCGGGGCCGCUGUGAGCCGAGACCGCGGGCCGCGGAGCCCGGGCGGCCGGCGCGGAGAAUUUGUUCCUGUUGAAGAGUGGCUCCUCUUCUAAUUUCCAGACUCCUUGAGGUUUUAGGAGUCUGGUAGGUGAAAUUCUCUACCUCUAAGGAGAAACAGUACCUGCUCCUUCCUCAAGAGCAAGCCCUCCAUUGCUAUGGAUACCGAAUCCACUUAUUCUGGGUAUUCUUACUAUUCAAGUCAUUCGAAAAAAUCUCACAGACAAGGGGAGAGAACUAGAGAGAGACACAAGUCACCCCGGAAUAAAGACGGCAGAGGGUCAGAAAAGUCUGUCACCAUUCAGCCUCCCACUGGAGAGCCCCUGUUAGGAAAUGAUUCUACUCGGACAGAGGAAGUUCAGGAUGACAACUGGGGAGAGACCACCACGGCCAUCACAGGCACCUCGGAGCACAGCAUAUCCCAAGAGGACAUUGCCAGGAUCAGCAAGGACAUGGAGGACAGCGUGGGGUUGGAUUGCAAACGCUACCUGGGCCUCACUGUUGCCUCCUUUCUUGGACUUCUAGUUUUCCUCACCCCUAUUGCUUUCAUCCUUUUACCUCCGAUCCUGUGGAGGGAUGAGCUGGAGCCUUGUGGCACAAUUUGUGAGGGGCUCUUUAUCUCCGUGGCAUUCAAACUCCUCAUUCUGCUCAUAGGGACCUGGGCACUUUUUUUCCGCAAGCGGAGAGCUGACAUGCCACGGGUGUUUGUGUUUCGUGCCCUUUUGUUGGUCCUCAUCUUUCUCUUUGUGGUUUCCUAUUGGCUUUUUUAUGGGGUCCGCAUUUUGGACUCUCGGGACCGGAAUUACCAGGGCAUUGUGCAAUAUGCAGUCUCCCUCGUGGAUGCCCUCCUCUUCAUCCAUUACCUGGCCAUCGUCCUGCUGGAGAUCAGGCAGCUGCAGCCCAUGUUCACACUGCAGGUGGUCCGCUCCACCGAUGGCGAGUCCCGCUUCUACAGCCUGGGACACCUGAGUAUCCAGCGAGCAGCAUUGGUGGUCCUAGAAAAUUACUACAAAGAUUUCACCAUCUAUAACCCAAACCUCCUAACAGCCUCCAAAUUCCGAGCAGCCAAGCACAUGGCCGGGCUGAAAGUCUACAAUGUAGAUGGCCCCAGUAACAAUGCCACUGGCCAGUCCCGGGCCAUGAUUGCUGCAGCUGCUCGGCGCAGGGACUCAAGCCACAACGAGUUGUAUUAUGAAGAGGCCGAACAUGAACGGCGAGUAAAGAAGCGGAAAGCAAGGCUGGUGGUUGCAGUGGAAGAGGCCUUCAUCCACAUUCAGCGUCUCCAGGCUGAGGAGCAGCAGAAAGCCCCAGGGGAGGUGAUGGACCCUAGGGAGGCCGCCCAGGCCAUUUUCCCCUCCAUGGCCAGGGCUCUCCAGAAGUACUUGCGCACCACCCGGCAGCAGAACUACCACAGCAUGGAGAGCAUCCUGCAGCACCUGGCCUUCUGCAUCACCAACGGCAUGACCCCCAAGGCCUUCCUAGAACGGUACCUCAGCACGGGCCCCACCCUGCAAUAUGACAAGGACCGCUGGCUCUCUACACAGUGGAGGCUUGUCAGUGACGAGGCUGUGACUAAUGGAUUACGGGAUGGAAUUGUGUUCAUCCUUAAGUGCUUGGACUUCAGCCUCGUAGUCAAUGUGAAGAAAAUUCCAUUCAUCAUACUCUCUGAAGAGUUCAUAGACCCCAAAUCUCACAAAUUUGUCCUUCGCUUACAGUCUGAGACAUCAGUUUAAAAGUUCUAUAUUUGUGGCUUUAUUAAAAAAAAAGAAAAAUAUAUAGAGAGAUAUAUAUCUAUGCCAGAGGGGUAUCUUUUUAAAAAAUUCUUCUUCAUUGCUGACUGAAACUGGCAGAUGAUUGACCAGUAUCCUUUGACCAUCUGCACUUUAUUUGGAAGGAAGCAGGGGCUGUCCACCCUGAAAAAGAGUGACUGAUGACAUCUGAUUUUUGUCGAUGGGACUUCUCAAGAAGCCGUUCCCUGGAGCUUCUGUUACAGCUGAAAACCAAAGUGGAGCUGGUGCUUCUUGGGAGCCUCGCCUUACAACUAGUUCCUGCCUUUCGUCCAGUACCAAGUCCCCCGUUGCUUCUGGUCAGCCUACUUGUAGACUUCCAGGGGACACAUCUUUAUUCUGUUUCAGGAAACCAGUCACGACACGUCCACAUAUGUAUUUGUGUAUGUUAAUGUCCAGUAUCACAUCACCCACGAAAGUCGUGGGCGGUUCAGGAGAUACCUGCCUUCGUCUUUGUUCUUUGUUGCCUUAGGUUCUUCAGAGAAAGAUCACAACAAAAAAUGUGCACUGUCGUUUACAGCUAUUAAGUGAUUUGAUUUUGUUUUUUUCCCAAAGAGAAAACCUACCUGCCCUGUUUCUGAUCCCACCCCUCUGCUGGCUUGAAGCAGGUAGCCCUUUCCCAGCCCUGCAGCUGCCCACCUGGCCUCCAUGCCAUCCUGUCCCACCUGGCUGGCAGCCCUGGCUCUCCAUGUAUGCCCUCCAGCUCUUUGUGAAGCCUCAAGUCAGUCCCAGCAUAGGGAAGUGUGGGGUGCCCAGCAGGUAAAGCACAGGGAGAGAGGGCAGCAGGAAUGCCCCCUUUAGGCUGUAGCAGGAGCCCCACACUGCCCAGUUUUCCUCCCCACUGUUCUACACCAACCAGGGGAGACUAACACUGUGACUCUGGGAUUGGCAGGUGCAACUUGGAGCCACUUAAUUUCCUGGGGAUGUAAGUUCUUCCCAAGCUUAUAGCAAGCUGCCCUGCCAAGGGACACCAAACCAUGCCAACCACGCUGGCAACUGCUGCUGUCCAGUCCCUGUGUUUUCUGACCACUGUCACUGUGCAACUCAUCGCCUCUGCCACUUAGGACCAGGAAACAGGCUGGUUUUGCUCCCACUCUUAGUUGCUGAUAAAGUGGGGUGAAGGAAAAUGGACACUCUGCAGAGUUUGGGGAAGGGAGAGUAGGGAGUCCAUCUUCUUGUCCAGAAAGAUUCAUCCGCAGUCUGUCUGUGAAACACAGCUGAUUUCAGUGGGCUUUCCCCUGGCCCUGGGGGAGCAGACACUGACUGGGUUGUGGGCAGAGGAGCCAUCCUGGUGGAGCCCUGCUGCAGGGAGCUCCUUCCGGAGCCCUAUCCAGACCUCUUGCACUGGGCUGCCUUUGCCUCCAUUUGCCUUCCUGUAUCUGCAACAAAUCUUUUAAAAGUGUUCACUCUUGCUUUUUCCAGUAUUUCGGGUAAUCAGCCACCUUGCUGUAGUACAGGAUGACAUUGUCGAAUGCUCUUUGUAUGUGUGCACAGCCCCUUACUCCCUUACUGCUUCAUGCAAUCCACAAGUGAUACAGUGUUUUGUGUCAUUGUAAAAAUCAAAAUUCGCUUUCGGUCUUUGUAAUACACCGUACCUGAAAAAGUAAACAACAUUCUUCAAUUACCAGGCUUCAGCUUGAAAAGACAUGCUGGAGAAGAAGGAAGGGGGAACCCAUAGGUGUGGCGUGGAGCCAAGAUGUGCUAUUCAACUAUGUGGUUCUGUUUAUAAAAAGCACAUACCAUGGAACCAUGGCGCUUUUGUUCUUAGUUUUUGCUGUUAGAUCCCUUCAAACUGGAAGUUCCUUACAAUAUCUUUCUCAGGAAAUAUUUUGGGAGAUGGGGUAAGAGAUGGCAAGUGUGAGAUGGGCUGUGUCAGAGGUUGCUACGUCAUGGAUACAGUGCAGUUCCAAGUGCCAUAAGUGUAUAUACAUAUAGUUAAUAAUGACACUGUUCAUCACCAUUUUAAAAUACUGUUCUUCCAACCCUAUCUUAAAUGACCAGUCCAGAAGGGGUUAAGCUGGAUUCAUUUGCUCUGGCAUGUGCAUUCCCAGCAGGGUGAAGAAAGGUUUAAAUUAAAGAAUUUAUUUUCUCUCUCCCCCUUCCUCUUUCUCCAAGUCUUUGCAUAGGAGAAUGUCAGACAUUCAGAAAUAACUGUUUCUGUUUUAAAUCGAGUAUUGGUUUUUUUAUAUUGACUUUGUAUUGAGUUCUUUUUGAAAGAAUAACAAAAUAAAAUGCAGGAUCUUUGUAAA